Messenger RNA from Trichoderma gamsii, 876 nucleotides. RefSeq lists its product as hypothetical. The record is from RefSeq and is a predicted model, not a curated record. Bases 1 to 876 code for a protein of 291 amino acids. The transcript is spliced from 3 exons. Lineage: Eukaryota; Fungi; Ascomycota; Sordariomycetes; Hypocreales; Hypocreaceae.
AUGAAGGAAAAGAAUGAAGUCAUUCAGGAGUUCAAGGAACUCGUCAACAUGACGGCCACGGAAUUGAAAGACUGGCUAAAGGGCGACCAAUCUGAAGGCGCAGGAUGGCCUAAAGAGGAUGCAGGCGGAGAAUCUGUUGGCCACGAUAGCGGUCGACAGAUUGUCGAAAUUUUAGAGGCCAAUUCGGAAAAGGAUCCGGAAAAGUACACGGACGACCACAUCACUCACAUGAGAAAGGUGGUAGGCUAUAUCAAACGGCACUUGGCUCAAGAAGAAAAAGCAAAUAGUAAAAAGCCCGUUGAGGAGGUCAAAAAGACCAAAUCUUAUGCAUCGCUCAAGAAUUGGGGCCACGAUACCGUCAAGAAGCGUGAGGCAAAUGGCGGUGGCACCGAAGCGGAUGCCGAAGGCGAAGAGCAAGAAAACGAAAAUGAAAACGAAAAUGAAAACGAAGAGCAAGAGGAAGAGGAAGAAAAGGCAGGAGACAAACGAAAGGCAAAGAAUGACCAGUCUGGAACAAGCAAGAAGAGAGAAACAGAGGAUGGCGCAGCAGCGGUAGACAACAAUGACAAGGAGGACGAGCAGGCUGACGAAGAAGAGAAAGACUCAAACAAGGGAGACCAAUCGAAUGGCAAAGAAGGAGGAAACGGAAAAGCGGCAAAGGGUCCUGAGAAGGGAGACACAGUGAGCUGGAAUUGGGGCCAAGGACAGCCUGAAGGGAAGGUUAAGGAGGUGAAUCCCGGAAAGACGACUAUUGAGACGAAGAAAGGAAACCAAGUAUCGCGAAAGGGAAAUGAAGAAGAUCCCGCCGUGAUCCUGGAUACAGGGAAGUCGGAGGCGGUCAAGUUGAAUCACGAACUCAACGAAACGGAGGAUUAA